Meloidogyne enterolobii is the source of this 782-nucleotide messenger RNA. NCBI's taxonomy places the organism in Eukaryota, Metazoa, Nematoda, Chromadorea, Rhabditida, Meloidogynidae. The record is from the annotation of a GenBank genome assembly.
AUGGAUUUUGAAUACAUCACUGAAAACGUUGCUGGACCUGGUUUAGAUCCUGUUUGCUUGGAGGAUCAAUUUGAAGGUUGUUCAUGCAUUGGAGAGUGCAGUGCUGCUAGCAAAUGUUCAUGCAUUUUUAAUGGAUUGGAUGGCCGCUUUUUUCAUUCACCAAAUUCUGCUUCAAGUUCGGUUCUUUUGGAAUGUUCUAACAAUUGCGAAUGUGCCCUCUGCCCAGAAAAAUGUACAAACAGGAAUAUUCAACUUGGAAUUAAGUUUAAAUUGAAGGUAGCAAAAUGUGAUUCUGAACAGAAAGGUUUUGGGGUAUUUGCUCAAGAAAAGAUACCUGCCGGACACUUUGUGGUUGAAUAUGUAGGUGAACUUGUAUCAAAGGAAGAGGCAGAAAGGAGAUUAACUAGUCAACUACAUCACAACUAUCUUUUUACAAUUAGAGAAUUUAUUGGGGGUGAAUGUCGGUACACUUUUAUUGAUGGGCGUUACAAAGGGAACAUUUCUCGCUAUAUUAAUCAUAGCUGUGAGCCAAAUUUGUUUCUGCAAGUAUUCCGUUUGGGAAGGGCUUCACCUUCAUUGGCAAUGUUUGCAAGUCGAGAUAUUUUGGAAGGUCGAUUUUUAAAUUAAAUUUGGCCUCUUGGAGAUUAAUAUUCUGGGGAUUUCUCUAUUAGAAUAUACAUAGAUUGAAAUUAGGAAAAUUAAAAUGUUCACUGUUAUUAGUGAAAAAAUAAAGCAAUUAUUCGAGCUAAAAAGAUUGGUACUAAAAUUGCUGAGGACCAGAA